AAAAGUGGAAAAAAGCAAGCUGGGUUUGUUAACCAGUGAGUUUGUUCUUUAGCAUUACUGUAGAUAAAACUUGUUUUAGGUUAAACAUUGAGUUUAAAGCUAGAAAAAAAAAACAGUACUUCUUUUCUUUUGAAAAACCCAAAGGAAAGAUGACCUCAGCGUACAGAAGCCUUCAUGACAACUAUGAUUCAAACAAAGGCAGGAGGACCAGCUGUGUGACAUUGGCUGUGCUUUUGGGCUGUUUGACUGUGCUCGGUGUUAUUCUUGCCAUCGCUGUGUUGGAGAGACCAACACCUCCUAAAAACCAUGACACUCUUCCUGAGGACACUGGUGGGAUGAACCUCACUGACCAGUGCAGCAUGACCCUUGUGGAAAGUAUUCCUCUAUAUCUAAAAUAUAAAAGUAAUGCAACUUUUGGGAUCCCUCUGGAACAAGUCUGGAAAGACCUUAUCUCCCAAGCCUCACAGAGCGUGAAUAUAGUCUCAUUCUACUGGACGUUAACAGGGGAGGACAUCAACGUCAACUCCUCCACUGAUAUUCCUGGAAGGGACCUCCUACAAGCGCUUGGGGAACUUCCCUCCAGGAACAUAUCUGUCCGCGUGUUGACCAGUGUUCCCACAGUCAAAACAAACUCCACAGAUCUAAAGAUCCUAAAACAGAAAGGAGUUCAGGUGAGAAGAGUAGAGUUUGGUCGUCUGACAGCAGGCGUCCUCCACACCAAGUUCUGGAUUGUUGACAUGAAGCAUGUGUUCAUUGGAAGUGCCAACAUGGACUGGAGGGCUCUGACCCAGGUAAAGGAACUGGGAGUGGUGGUCUGUAAUUGUUCCAGUCUUGCAAUGGACCUUCAUAAGAUCUUCCAGUCCUACUGGGUAAUGGGGCAACCCAACAGCUCCCUGCCAAAACCUUGGCCUGCAAAUUAUUCCACUGACAUCAACAAACAGCACCCUCUGCUGGUAAAAGAGGGUAACAUCUCCAGCAGCCUUUACAUUGCUGGUUCUCCUCCAUCCUUUUGUCCUCCAUCAAGGACUCAGGACCUGGAGGCGAUACUGUCCUCCAUCUCAGAGGCUGACAAAUUUGUAGAUAUUGCUGUCAUGGAGUAUUUCCCCACCACUGGUUUUGAAAAGCCUCACAAAUUCUGGCCGCUCAUUGAUAAUGCCAUUAAGAUGGCUGUGUUUGACAGGAAAGUGAAGAUCAGGAUGUUGAUCAGCUGUGGGCGUGAUUCUGAUCCAGCCAUGUUGCCCUUUCUUCAGUCUUUGGCUUCAAUGGAUUACCCUCUCCAUCACAUCAGCAUCCAAAUAAAACUGUAUAUCGUCCCUGUGGGAAAUCAGUCUGAUAUUCCAUACACCAGAGUCAAUCAUAAUAAGUAUAUGGUGACUGAUAAAGUUGCAUACGUAGGUACCUCCAACUGGGUGGGUGACUACUUUCUGACCACAGCUGGAGUGAGUCUGGUCAUUUCCCAGAGUACUCCUCACUCUGCAUUGAACAAUAAGACCCUGUACCACCAGCUGAAGGACGUAUUCAACAGAGACUGGCAUUCAGAAUUCACUGUCCACCUCCGGGAUCUAGGACACAACCCAGACUGUGCUCUAUCACCAAGAUGACUGAUGUUUAUAUCAAACAACUACAAAUACUUGAUUUAGUUUUUAUUGCAACAUUUCCGUCAUAACUGUUGCUUUGCAUUGUUUUAUUUUCUGUAUCAGCAUUUCAUAUAAUUUUACAAAGUUUCUCUGAUGCUUUAGUUAGAAGUUGGAGUACUUCCUUAUUGAUUUCUAUGUAUGUUUACCUGCAUUCCUUCUUUACUUCUCAAUAUAUAAAAAUAAUAUGUCACAUUCAGUCUAA
Poeciliopsis prolifica (blackstripe livebearer) is the source of this 1839-nucleotide messenger RNA. Its product is annotated as 5'-3' exonuclease PLD4. The transcript has 10 exons. Gene Ontology annotation, molecular function: catalytic activity. Bases 150 to 1601 code for a protein of 483 amino acids. NCBI's taxonomy places the organism in Eukaryota, Metazoa, Chordata, Actinopteri, Cyprinodontiformes, Poeciliidae. The record is from RefSeq and is a predicted model, not a curated record.